Molecule: messenger RNA, 1242 nt
Organism: Brassicogethes aeneus
Lineage: Eukaryota; Metazoa; Arthropoda; Insecta; Coleoptera; Nitidulidae
Source: the annotation of a GenBank genome assembly
UAUUUUCCGCAACUGUAAACUCGUCGAAGAUAUCAGACAGGUCCGCGUUUCGACGAAACAAACUAAAUCCGGCAACGGCGCUUGUUCGCGAGUGGCGGGCCGUUACGGGAAUUCGAACGAAUCGCCGAGCAGAGCGCCCAGCAGCGAGCCGUUAUCGCUCAGAUAGCACUGCGUGCGCGAAGAAAAACGACAAAACAGUGUCUUUGAACUUCAGCUGCCGCAAGAUGAUGCCCGAGGCGUUCAGCAUCCACCAGAGUUUGUGCGUGCCGAGCAGCCCGCCCUCGCCCAAGCCGCGCAGGGCGCUGCCCAAGAACUACAGCCAAGUCAACGUGAACAACAACAACAACAAUCGCGGCGGCAACUUCAAGAGAGGCUGCAGCUUCGUCGUGGGCCAAAAGUUGCGCGAGUCCAAGUGGUUCGGGCGCAACGAGACCAACGUUUUUUGUGCCGUCGUCGAGUCGGGGUUUAUUGUCGAGAAAAACGUCCUGGAGAAGACCCUUUACGGGAUAGUACUGUGGACGCCUGGAAACGAAAAGAGCAAAAAUCCUGAGCACAUUAAAAUAGUGACACUAUUGGACGUCAAAGGCAAACCGAAGGUGUCCGAACAAAAUUUGGAGGAUUUUUGGCCCGAAGAGACUAAUUUAAGGAUAAACAACAAAAAUGACAAGACUGAAUCGCCCCUGACAGAAGAGUGCAUAAGAAAUCAAGUGUCUUUUGCACUGACGGUCAGCAGGAAAUGGCACAAUUCAGAACAUUUGGCAUAUUUUUGCAGAUACGGACCUGUGGAAACCAGAAAGGUAUACCUUAAAUGGACGACAAACGCUUUCUUUAGAAAAAUAAAGAGCUUCAGCGUUAAGUAGAAGCGUUUUCAACGUUGGAACUUUGGGAUAUGAAGACUGCCUUUAGGCAAAUAGGCUGGCGCAAGCGCAGUCCUGUGUAUUUUUUGACAUUUUUUGUUAAAAGUUCGUACAAAGAACGUCAAAAAAUGCGCAGGGACUCUACACUAAGUUAAUUUUAUAACUUAUUUAAUGGAGAUUUUUUAUAUAAACAAACGGCAAUCAAAAGUGUUGUGGAACGAAUCAAAUAUAGACUACCUUGACCCACCGCGAAAAUACUUGUUUUUGUGCGUUCAAUUGAAAACUAUUUUAAACUUGUUUUGCACACUUUUGUGACUACGGAACAUUAUUAAGAUUAGUUAUUGUUAUUAUAUAAUUAAAAAAUAAAUAUUUAUAUAAGCCAAAU